UAGGCGUUUGAUCUACUUCAUAAAAACAUCAAGCUAUUGACUUUGAAAUGCACUCUGCACACAUUUGUUGCUGUCCGUUCCUCUACGCUCGUUGCCUCAUUUCCUAAGCUGCUUCUUCCUUAAUAAAAUACAUUAACAUAAUUCCUCACAAAUAGAACCUGGCACCAGAGAUCUGAUAAAAUGGUCUACCUUCCCAGUCCAUUUCCUGUUUGAGGAACCUAUAGUAAUAAGUAGUUAUACCCUGUAGGCAUAUAAUUUCAAUUGUGCAUGCUUACCCUUUUAAAAAUAAAUACAGAUCUUAAAACUAAAUGGAUAAAUACACAUUUGAUGAAGAGAAAUUAAAAGGCUGCAACCCAUAGUAACCAAAGCUCAACCAGCCAUCAGCUUUGAGCAGUCAGCCUGGUAAAAGGCUUUGGUUGCUAUGCAUUACUCUUGUUUUUUUAAAUGUGUUUAAAGCAAUUAAUUUAAAUGGAGAACAUAUUCAAUGACACCCAAUCAUUCACGGCUCCUGGAAGAGUAUCAAGUAAAAACUUGAAACAAUUCUGAUUAAGUUUUAUAUCAGUCUGAGUGAUUGAGAUGGCUUCAGUAGACCUGUUAUCUUCUACUGAGACAAUGAAUCUUUAAAAGGGUUAAAAGCAAUAAUAUAAGACUAUCUAAGCCUUAAAGGUAUUGAUUCAAUUAGCAGCCCCAGGUAUCAUUGAAGGCCAGCCUUCUAGAAAUGAACUUGGAGCCGGUCAACUGCUCCGUUAACUACUGUAUUGAGGGAUUAAGAGGAUGUGACAGUCACACCACAAUGGGAAUGACAGUAACACCCAAUAAGACUAUUGUUAUAGGCAUCAUUACAAGUGUUAGCUCAUUACACCCCACCUUCGCCCAGGACUUUAUAUAUGUGUGGGUCACAAUGGGAAAGUUAGUUUGCACCUUUCUGGAGGAAGAGGACACCAGCAGCUCUGACUAGGAAUGGAAAAGAAGGCUUACUCUGUGGAAUGGUUGUCAGAGAGCAGUCACAGGAAUACCACUUACCCCAGUAUGGAUUUAUUGCCAUGCAGGUCUGGCACAUCCACCCUUCAGUAUCACAAAGAGUUCAGUACUCUGGGAAUGGAGAAACCAAGCACAGCCACCAGCAAAAAUGAGAAUGAAAAUCCAUCUGACCUCACAGCAGCACUUUACCACGUCCAAAGAACUCAGGCGGAGGCACAUGAUUUGUCCACACCUAGAAAAGUGUUCAAAGAAGUCUCCACUCACAACCCAUGUCCUGCUUCAGAGAAAUGCCACAGCCCGGACACAGAUGGUGCUGAAAGCCACGAAUCCCUUUCUGAAGAUGAUGCCACAUCUAGGCCGCGCACUAAAUUCUCCAACGGGCAGCUUCGGGAGUUGGAGAAGAGCUUUAAGGAACACAGAUACAUAGGAUCCAAUGAGAAGAAGCGACUGUCCAGGGUGCUGAAGUUAUCAGAGACCCAGAUUAAAACAUGGUUUCAAAACCGGAGGAUGAAGUUCAAGCGUCAAAAUCAAGAUGCAAGAGUAGAAGCUUUCUUUUCUGGACUCUACGUGCCUUACUAUGGCUACUCAGACUUUCAAACCCCAGCUGGCCCUGUACGCCCUGGACUGGCCAUGUCGUGUGCCCCUCCAGCACCCAUUCACCCCUUUGCACCUCUUUCGGCUACAGUUAUUCGGCCAGGAAAUCCUCCAUCAUCCAUGACGCCUGCUAACCUUGGCUCUUACCGGUGGCCUUCCGUGCUUGUGCAUCCAUCCUAUAAUGAGCCAAUGGGGCUCAGAUUUUCUCCAUAUUAACUUUAAUGUGCUGGGACUUUUAAAGCGGUAGUAAACCACCAGAUUUUUUUAAAUUUUAUUUUAUUUUAACCUGCAAGGCAAUGUAUUCAUGUGCUGUUAUGUGAAACUUGCCUUAAUAUGAAGCCCUCCAGCAGUACGCUGUCACCACUGACACGGCUUCCAUUUUCAACCGGUCUUCCUUCCGGGUUGGCGGGCUCCGCCCUUUUGAUUGGAUGACCCGCGAUGACGUCGCUCCUGCACAAACGCAUUGGAGCCGCUGUUCGCUGCACAGGACUCUGAAGGAAUGGCUGCUUUACAAGUAAAUGUCUCCUAAACUGUGUACGUUUAGGAGAUAUUUACUGUAUUGGAGGCUUACCUAUAGAUAAAAAGCAACCAUGGGAGUUCACUCCCACUUCAAUAUUUAAAAGGGUUGUGUUUUGAUAUGUUAAAAGACAUUUUAAAUUUUUUAUAAAUAUUUAUUUUAAGUUAUAUUAUUACUGAUGCUCUUCUUUGGAUAAUAACUCACUGAAAGUUUGAGCAAAAUAUGUUUGGCACUUUAAUUAUGAAAAAAAAAUAAAAAGCUCAUAAUUUGUUGA
Molecule: messenger RNA, 2366 nt
Organism: Rana temporaria (common frog)
Lineage: Eukaryota; Metazoa; Chordata; Amphibia; Anura; Ranidae
Product: homeobox protein vex1-like
Exons: 3
Coding region: 961-1791 (276 amino acids)
Biological process (GO): regulation of DNA-templated transcription
Molecular function (GO): DNA binding; DNA-binding transcription factor activity, RNA polymerase II-specific
Source: RefSeq, a predicted model, not a curated record